Molecule: messenger RNA, 2325 nt
Organism: Struthio camelus australis
Lineage: Eukaryota; Metazoa; Chordata; Aves; Struthioniformes; Struthionidae
Source: RefSeq, a predicted model, not a curated record
UUUGUCCUGUUGGCUUCCCUCUUUUCUCCUCCCGACGUUCGGGAGAGCAUCGUUUCUCUGAGUAGUCUCCCCUUUUCCUGGGAAGAUUAUCAUGAACGCUGCGUACAGUGUUCAGAAGUAAACUGGGGAGUCACUGAUGGCGGCAGAUUUUAUUGCAGAACUUGCCACAAUGUUAUAGAGAGAACUAGAGAAGUUGUAAAUACUGAUGUUAUUUCUAACACAAGAGUCCAGACCAUCUCCAAAGGUUUAAGAAAGCAGGAAAAAACUGAUGAAGGCUGGGAAUGGUAUGUUUGUGAAGGCUUUCAGUUUGUACUCAAGAAACAAGCAGAAGCUUUGGAAGCAUUAGGAGCGUGUCCACAAAUGAAGGAUGAAAUUCUGUGCAAUUUUUGGAGGCGCUAUCUUCAGAAGAGUCAACAAGCGUAUUGUAACAGACCAGCUGGAGAAGCUAUCAAAGUAUUAUCAGGAUGCGAUAGCAGUACGGAUGUGGAUAGUGAACCAGAGAGACCUAGCCUUCUUCACUUGUUAUCUUUCUCUGAAAGUGAUGGAGAUCUAUUGACUGAUUGCAGCUUUGGCUCAUCAACUGGCAAAGUCUCAGAAAGCACCUCCGUCUGCUCUGGAUCAGUAGAUGGUAGCUUGCAUUUAAUGAAGAACCAAAAGGACAAACUGAGGAUGUCAAUGCCAAUGACCCUUUCAUUUUGUUACAUGGCAUUACUCUGGCUGAGAGAACCAAUGACGUUAUCUGAUCUCUUAAGGUUUGUUGUUGAAGGUCACAUUCCAUAUUUGAAUGUUUUUCAAUGUUUUCCAGAGAAGAUGAAAUUAUAUGGACUUGAUCUGAAGAUCUUUUGUGUAGAGAGAAUUCAAACUGGAAUGGCAAUGUCUUUCUGCUUCCCUGGAAAGUGUGUCCACCAAGAAUUACGUUUCGACAAGCUCGUAUAUUUGCUGAGAUCCUUUAAAAUCACCUUCAAGGUCCGAUGUUCAUGGCCUGUAUAUGAAGAAGUGUUCAACAAAAUGCUUCAACUUGCCGCAUUUUUAGAGCUGCCUCGUUUUCCAGAUAUAACGGACAUCUGCUUUCUUCAUCCAGACAUGUUGUGCAUGAAGUACUUGAUGGAAGCUAACUUACCUGAUGAAUUGCAUAACUGGACUUGUCGAGUGGUGAAAAAGAUCCAUAUUGGAGAAACAGAUUUCCUGACUUUUGCACCUGGAAAUAAGUCAACAAGGAAAGUGAAAUAUGAUGUUCUUGCUGCAGCAGUUAUUGUAGUGGUGCUCAAAUUGCUGUUUUUACUAGAUGAUCACUAUGAAUGGCUACUGUCAGAUGUUGCCGAGGAAAGAAAUAAAAACAACAAAGAAGAUGGUCCAUAUUUCGAGUUCAAAAAGUGGUACAAGGUUAUAAAAAGUUCCUUGGAUGUGGAGCAGAAGAAACUGGAUGAAGAAAAAGCCAAGUAUCUGUGGAGAUGUGAAAAGCCACUGUUUUACUCAGCCAAAAAGAAGUCUAAAGUUCUUAAGAGAAGGCAAAUCGUUGUGAACUUACAAAAUCAGUUUGGCAAGCUGUCUGGUUCAGUGCAACCUGCUGAAAAGCCAAAUCCUUCAAGUUUUCAGUUAAACUGGUCUGAAGAAAACACAAAUGGGAGUUGUUUUCAUGGGCAUAGCCUGAAGGGAAUUUUGCAAGAAAAAUGUGGCUUGCUUACAGCCAUGAACCCUGACUAUUGGCUGUGUACAGUUAAACUAUGUACUGAGAAGUUGUGUGGUCAUCUGGCUCAUUACAGAGAAUUGGACUUUCCUCAGAGUUACCAUUUUGUACUAAGGUUGUUCUCCUUUCUUCUGAGGAUACAGCCCUCUUAUAUCCAUGAAGAGGUGUGUGUGAUAGAACACAAACUUUUUAAUAAAAAGCUCUAUAAAAAGCCAAAAUACAACCCAGGCCGAAGGAAAUAGAAAGGCCUAAAAAUAAUAGUAUUCAGGUUGUGUACCUUAGGAGUUAUUUCCAUCCCAAACCAUGAUAUCACAUCUAAACUUAUUCUGAUCCUUUUGCCUGCGAAGAAAUCUUAUGAUAACAUAGCAGUGCUGAGAUUUACUACUGCACUUUGGUUGUGGUGUCAUUUAUCUAUAAUCUAAAGUCACCAGUUUCCAAAUGGGAGAGUUACUAAGGAAACUGUUUACCAAAAUUUAUUUCCUCCUUUUGUAUGAGAGCCAACAGGAGGCUAGGAAGUUAGCGUUUCUGGCAUAAUUGUACAUACUUUGAGUGUGCUGGACAGCAUGUUAGCAUCUAAUUAUAUUGUAAGAUUUUGCAAUUAAAAUGCUGUUUUGUUACCUACUGUUGUAUGACAGCAA